CUUGAACCUUUCCUCAUUCUCUGGAUUGAGUAUCCUCGUCAGCCAGCCGCUCCUAGUCGUUACGAGUCUCUCUGAUUGGUCCAUCUCUUUUCUUCGUUCCGAAUAUAGGCGAGUCGCCUCCAACAUCCCUGCUUUCGUUCUCUAUCUUCUUUCUCCUCUCCUCGUUUGCGGCAUAGACAUAGACAGCAGUAGAAAUGACAAAGGCGUCGGACGUGAAACCGCCGUGCGCGACUGUAGCGGCUACAGCCGGCGUCAGCGGAGGCAUUUUUGGAGUCAUGUGGGGAUUCUACAGCGGCAUCUCUGACCCAAGGGAAUUUUCUCCACUCUUCCGAGUUGCCCACGUGACUGGCUCGGCACUUGGAGAUGGUCUGAAAUUCGGUGUGCUGGCUGCUCUCUUCUCAGGAACUAGAUGUGCAUCCCAACGUCUAAGGGGCCAAGAUGACUGGGUCAAUUCUAGUGUAGCUGGUGCAAUUGCUGGAACUGCAGUGGCUGCUACAGUUGGCCAACGAGGAUGGACUCUCUUACAAGCUGCUGCACUCGCAGCUAUAGUCGCAGGAGCAGCAGAUCGCUACUUAAUAGGGCCCGUGGGGGAUCACGAGGUGGUGGCUGUCCCACAGCUGGAGGGGAGAGGGAGAGAAGCAAGUGGGGGUUCAAAGCAAAUAGGUUCAGUAGAAAUGGCCAGUUUUGACGAUGUUCUACGAGUCCCUGCAUGGAUCUCACAAUACUUCAACAAGCAUUUGUAGUAAUUGCAGGACCCAUCUGUUCUCCCCUGCAUUUAUAUUCCCCAGGCUCCUGGUUUUAUUCAACCUUGCGCUUUCAUUUUGCCUGCUAGAAGCUUCAACUCCAGCCUAUCUUCUCAUUGAACUUAUCUUCUAAGUUCAGAAAAGAUGGCUCUCUCCCUCAAGCAGGCUGUGACCAUCAGCAGCUCUGAGUUCUGCGGCAAGGCUAUCCGCCAGGCCGCUGCUCCCCAGGCUGCCAAGAAUGUCUCCUUCACCGUCCGCGCCGGCGGAUACGAGGAGGAGCUCGUGAAGACCGCUAAACACAUUGCCUCCCCCGGCAAGGGUAUCCUCGCCAUGGACGAGUCCAAUGCCACCUGCGGUCUUCGUCUCGCCUCCAUCGGCCUUGAGAACACCGAGGCCAACCGUCAGGCGUACCGCACCCUCCUCGUCGCCACCCCCGGCCUCGGCGAGUAUGUGGCCGGUGCCAUCCUCUUCGAGGAGACCCUGUACCAGAACACCGUCGACGGCCAGAAGAUGGUCGAUGUCCUGUCCAACGGCGGCAUCAUUCCCGGUAUCAAGGUCGACAAGGGUCUUGUGCCCCUCGCCGGCUCCAACGACGAGUCCUGGUGCCAGGGUCUUGACGGCCUCGCCUCCAGGACCGCUGCCUACUACAAGCAGGGUGCUCGCUUCGCCAAGUGGAGGUCCGUCGUCUCCAUCCCCAACGGUCCUUCCGAGCUCGCCGUCCAGGAGUGCUCGUGGGGCCUGGCUCGCUACGCCGCCAUCUCCCAGGACAGCGGUCUCGUCCCCAUCGUCGAGCCCGAGAUCCUCCUCGACGGUGCUCACGGCAUUGACAGGACCCUGGAGGUUGCCUCCAAGGUGUGGGCCAAGACCUUCUACUACCUCGCCGAGAACAACGUCAUGUUCGAGGGUAUCCUCCUGAAGCCUUCCAUGGUCACCCCCGGUGCCGAGUCCACCGUCCGCGCCACCCCUGAGCAGGUUGCUGAGUACACCCUGAACAUGCUGAAGAGGCGCGUGCCCCCCGCCGUGCCCGGCAUCAUGUUCCUGUCCGGCGGCCAGUCCGAGGUGGAGGCUACCCUCAACCUGAACGCCAUGAACCAGUCCCCCAACCCGUGGCACGUGUCGUUCUCGUACGCCCGCGCUCUCCAGAACACGGUGCUGAAGACAUGGAAGGGCCAGCCCGAGAACAUCGAGGCUGCUCAGACCGCUCUGCUGAUCCGCGCCAAGGCCAACUCCCUGGCUCAGCUCGGCAAGUACUCCGCUGAGGGCGAGGCUGAGGAGGCCAAGCAGGGCAUGUUCGUCAAGGGCUACUCCUACUAAGCUGGCAGUGGCUUUUCCGUAACAUGUUUUGUUUAUUCCGCCAUCUGUCAAUUUAGUAGAUAAUGUAAAAUCGAAAAAAAAUCACAUGUGCAAAGCCAAGCCUCCGUCCGUGCCACAGAUUGGCGUUCCCUCCUGGUAACUCACUGCCUAGUUUACCUCCCUACGCAAUCCUCUCCCCUAAGCAAUCCAAUCCCUGAGCGACAAUGGUAUUCUGCACACUGCUCUCUGCCGCAGCAGAAGCUGCAACGAGUAUCGUGACUGCUAAACCAGGAGCAGUAGUAGCAGCGUAGUGUAUGAUACCAUUUUAG
Messenger RNA from Closterium sp. NIES-67, 2365 nucleotides. The record is from the annotation of a GenBank genome assembly. Lineage: Eukaryota; Viridiplantae; Streptophyta; Zygnematophyceae; Desmidiales; Closteriaceae.